AUGAAUUCACUAUCGACCUUCUCCCCGACGCCCCUUCGGGUGGCAGCGCGACCACAGUCAUACUUCUACUUGUUUGCACGGGCCUACUCAGGCGUCGCAACCACCUCCCUACCAAACUGUUAUCGAGUGAACAAACGCGCCUCGCCAGUCACCUACACCCCCAAACGACUCAUCUCGUCGACGCAGCAGAAGCAGAUCAAAGAAUACUUCCCACCACCACAAACCCCCGGUGUGAAAGAGGUGGAAUCAGCAUGGGUACAUCCUGUUUACAAUGAUUCGCAGAUGCGCAGCAUCCAGAUUGCCCAUCGGAACGCAACGAAUUGGUCCGACUGGGUAGCCCUGGGCACCGUCCGUGUAUUUCGCUGGGGCAUGGACUUUGUGACGGGAUACAAACACCCCGAACCAGGCGAGACACUACCAGCCAAGUUCGUCAUGACAGAGAGGAAAUGGCUGGCCCGAUUCGUCUUUCUCGAGAGUGUUGCCGGCGUGCCCGGCAUGGUGGGCGGCAUGUUACGACACUUGCGCAGUCUCCGACGAAUGAAGCGCGAUAACGGCUGGAUCGAAACGUUGCUGGAAGAGGCAUUUAACGAGCGCAUGCAUCUAUUGACCUUCCUCAAACUUGCCGAGCCGGGAUGGUUCAUGCGUGUGAUGGUUCUCGGAGCCCAGGGCGUCUUCUUCAACGGAUUCUUCCUGUCCUACCUCAUUUCACCCCGGAUUUGCCACCGGUUUGUGGGAUAUCUCGAGGAAGAGGCGGUUAUUACCUACACCCGGGCCAUCCAGGAACUUGAAGACGGCAAGCUUCCCGAAUGGGAGACUCUUGAGGCACCCGAGAUUGCGGUACAAUACUGGAAGAUGCCGGAGGGCAAGCGCACCAUGAAGGACCUGCUCUUGUACGUCCGUGCCGAUGAGGCCAAGCACCGCGAGGUCAACCAUACUCUCAGCAACUUGAUCCAAUCGACCGAUCCCAAUCCCUAUCAGACCAAGUACCGGGAUCCGACCAAGGAACACCCGAGUAAAGGGAUGGAAAAUUUGAAGGGAAGUGGAUGGGAGAGGAAGGACAUAUUUUAA
Molecule: messenger RNA, 1068 nt
Organism: Penicillium waksmanii
Lineage: Eukaryota; Fungi; Ascomycota; Eurotiomycetes; Eurotiales; Aspergillaceae
Product: alternative oxidase
Exons: 2
Coding region: 1-1068 (355 amino acids)
Biological process (GO): alternative respiration
Cellular component (GO): mitochondrion
Molecular function (GO): alternative oxidase activity
Source: RefSeq, a predicted model, not a curated record